Melitaea cinxia (Glanville fritillary) is the source of this 1214-nucleotide messenger RNA. RefSeq names its product START domain-containing protein 10. The transcript has 6 exons. NCBI's taxonomy places the organism in Eukaryota, Metazoa, Arthropoda, Insecta, Lepidoptera, Nymphalidae. Bases 26 to 1105 code for a protein of 359 amino acids. Gene Ontology annotation, molecular function: lipid binding. The record is from RefSeq and is a predicted model, not a curated record.
ACUGGCGGCGAGUUAUGCCGCUCGAAUGGGCGGCGCGGGUUGGACGCGUGAGGCUCGCGUAGCUGACGACUCUGACUUCGAAACCUUGAAGCAACUCCUUGGCUCUGAUGAUGGAUGGAACUUGGAGUACGAGCGGGACGGUGUCAAGGUCUGGGCGGAGGACGCGGCCCACGGCGCCCUGCGUACCGUUAAGGUCGUGGCAGAAUUUGAAGAUGUGGAACCGGAUGCCCUGUACGAUGUGCUGCACGAUCCAGAGUACAGGUCUGUGUGGGACACGCACAUGCUGGCGGCGGAGGACGCUGGCCACAUCAACGUCAACAAUGACGUCGGAUACUACGCUAUGUCCUGUCCAGCGCCGCUCAAGAACAGAGACUUCGUGCUGCAGCGCUCGUGGCUGGAUACAGGCGACGAGAAGAUGAUCCUCAACCACUCUGUCUUUCACAAGGACUACCCGCCGAGGAAAGGGUUUGUCAGAGCACUUUCUUUGUUGACGGGCUUCGUGGUAAAAAGAAGAGAAGGUCCUGGUAGCUGGCUAGGUUACGUCUCUCGAUCUGACCCUCGAGGGGCACUACCUGCCUGGUUGGUAAAUAGAGUAACAGCUCAGCUGGCUCCCCGUUUGGUAAAUCAGCUACAUGCAGCUGCUCGACGCUACCCAGGAUGGAAGGCGCUCACAGAUACUCCUUAUUACAAGCCUUGGAGACACCCUGAACAGGUUCCUCCGUAUCGGAUUAAUUUAGAAGAUUGUAUUGAUCCUGAUGCUCCCCCACCACCAGCGGAACCAAAGCCAAAUACUUCUAAGACUAAAUUAGAAGUUCCCCAAGUAAAAGAAACUGAAAGUCACAGCAUUGAAGACUUAGGAGACAUAUCAUCAGAGUUCAGUGUAGAAGUAGAAGAAUUACCUGAACAACAUCUCGACCCAACUAAGAAGAAAGGUAAAUUUUAUAAGUUGGUCAAAUCAAUGAAAAAUCGGAGGAAAAGUGUUCAAGUUGCCAAAAGUGCUGAUAAUCUUGUAGACGGUAAAAGUUCCGAAGAGAAACAUGAAAAGAGAAAAUCGUCAUUUAAAUUUCACCGACGAUUUAGUCUAAGUCGAGGACGGGAGGAUUGAGGAAUAUCUAACUAAUAAGGAACUUAUAAAUAAAUUUAAAUUGUUCAAUUUUUAAAAUGUUUCCAUCUAUUCUUUUGUUUUUAAAUUAGACAAAAAUUCAGUACCUAAC